AUCUCCUCAGGCAGUAGGAUAAUAGUGUAUUCCUGGGAACUGUAAAAAAAGCUUUCUUGUUUGAAAAGAAAGCAUCAAACGAUCACUAUACAAGCCAAAACCAGCGAGGUAGUAGCCCUCAUUGCUUCACUCUUUCUCCUCUUUCUUCUUCAAAUCCCCUCUGUUCUCCAGAUACUUUAGCCGUCACGGAACGUAUCCUUGCAGCUCUCUCCCCUUUCUGAUGCGCGGACAAUUCUCAUCGGUAGGGUUUUAGUUCUUCCUCAAAACCCUAAUUUAGUUCCAUUGAAACGCAAUUGUAGAGAUCGAAGCCCUAGACCGGACGGAUCUUGGGCUUGUGACCAUGGCGGCGACGAUGGUAAGCUCCGCGGGAGGUCUUCUGGCUAUGCUGAACGAGAGCCAUCCGCUACUCAAGCUUCACGCACUCUCCAAUCUCAACGCCUUCGUUGACUACUUCUGGCCUGAGAUCUCUACCUCUGUUCCCAUUAUAGAAAGUUUAUAUGAAGAUGAAGAGUUUGAUCAAAGACAACUUGCUGCAUUGCUUGUUUCAAAGGUUUUCUAUUAUCUUGGUGAACUUAAUGAUUCAUUGUCAUAUGCACUUGGAGCUGGUCCCCUUUUUGAUGUUUCAGAGGAUUCUGAUUAUGUCCAUACGCUACUUGCUAAAGCUAUUGAUGAAUAUGCGAGUCUUAAGACAAAGGCGGCGGAGUCAAAUGAUGAAGCAGCAAAGGUUGAUCCAAGGCUGGAGGCUAUUGUGGAAAGAAUGCUGGAUAAGUGUAUCUUGGAUGGAAGAUAUCAACAAGCUAUGGGCAUGGCAAUAGAAUGCCGAAGAUUAGAUAAACUAGAGGAAGCAAUUACAAGGAGUGACAAUGUCCAUGGAACUCUCUCGUAUUGCAUUAAUAUCUCUCAUUCUUUUGUUAAUCGUAGAGAAUAUCGACGUGAGGUGCUUCGUCUUCUUGUUAAAGUGUAUCAGAAGCUGCCAUCACCUGAUUAUUUGAAUAUAUGCCAAUGUCUUAUGUUUUUGGAUGAACCUGAAGGCGUUGCGAGUAUAUUGGAGAAGCUUCUACGAUCUCCAAAUAAGGAGGAAGCUCUGCUGGCAUUUCAAAUAGCAUUUGAUCUUGUGGAAAAUGAACACCAAGCUUUUCUUUUAAAUGUGAGAGACCGCCUUUCUAUUCCAAAAUCUCAACCUCUGGAAUCUGUGCAGCAGGAAACUGUUGAAUCAGAUUCUACACAAAAUGGAAAUCCUACUGUAUCAGAGGAUGUACACAUGGCAGAUGGAACUCUUGCAUCGAAUGGGAGUGUGCCUGAAACUGAUCCAAAUGAAGCUUUGUAUGCAGAGAGGCUGACAAAGAUGAAAGGCAUUUUGUCUGGAGAGACAUCAAUACAAUUGACCCUACAAUUCUUGUAUAGUCAUAACAAAUCGGAUCUCCUUAUUCUGAAGACAAUAAAGCAGUCUGUUGAGAUGAGAAAUAGUGUCUGUCAUAGUGCAACAAUUUAUGCUAAUGCAAUCAUGCAUGCUGGAACAACUGUUGACACAUUUCUCAGGGAGAAUCUGGACUGGCUGAGCAGAGCCACAAAUUGGGCCAAAUUUAGCGCAACUGCUGGGCUAGGUGUUAUUCAUAGAGGUCACCUGCAGCAGGGGAGGUCACUGAUGGCUCCUUACUUGCCUCAAAGUGGGGCUGGUGGUGGUGGAAGUCCCUACUCAGAAGGUGGUGCUCUCUAUGCUUUAGGUCUUAUUCAUGCCAACCAUGGAGAGGGCAUCAAACAAUUCCUUCGUGAUAGCCUGCGGAGUACUAAUGUUGAGGUUAUUCAGCAUGGUGCAUGCUUAGGUCUUGGUUUAGCAGCUCUAGGAACUGCUGAUGAAGAUAUUUAUGAUGACAUCAAAAGUGUGCUUUAUGUUGACAGUGCUGUUGCUGGUGAAGCUGCUGGUAUUAGUAUGGGGUUGCUCAUGGUUGGAACUGCUAGUGAGAAGGCAAGUGAGAUGCUUGCUUAUGCACAUGAGACGCAACAUGAGAAGAUCAUAAGGGGACUAGCAUUAGGAAUAGCACUUACAGUGUAUGGAAGAGAGGAAGAAGCAGACACACUAAUUGAACAGAUGACUAGGGAUCAAGACCCUAUCCUGCGUUAUGGUGGUAUGUAUGCAUUGGCAUUGGCAUACAGGGGAACCGCAAACAACAAAGCCAUCCGGCAGUUGCUGCAUUUUGCUGUAUCAGAUGUAAGUGAUGAUGUCAGGAGGACUGCCGUUUUAGCACUUGGGUUUGUCCUGUAUUCUGAACCCGAGCAGACUCCUCGAAUUGUCUCGUUGCUGUCUGAGUCUUACAACCCACAUGUUCGAUAUGGUGCUGCUCUUGCAGUAGGGAUUUCCUGUGCUGGUACUGGUUUGAGUGAGGCUAUAUCAUUGCUAGAGCCUUUAACUUCCGAUGUAGUUGAUUUUGUUCGUCAGGGUGCUCUCAUUGCCAUGGCUAUGGUGAUGGUCCAGAUCAGUGAAGCUAGUGAUUCUCGUGUUGGAACUUUCAGGCGACAACUGGAGAAAAUAAUUCUUGAUAAGCAUGAAGACACGAUGAGCAAGAUGGGAGCAAUCUUGGCCUCUGGGAUCCUUGAUGCCGGUGGAAGAAAUGUGACCAUAAGGUUGCUUUCAAAGACCAAACAUGAUAAAGUUACUGCAGUUGUUGGUCUUGCUGUUUUCAGCCAGUUUUGGUAUUGGUAUCCCCUGAUCUAUUUCAUAAGCUUGUCAUUCUCUCCCACUGCUUUUAUUGGAUUGAACUAUGACUUGAAAGUUCCGAGAUUUGAGUUCUUAUCACAUGCAAAACCUUCACUGUUCGAAUAUCCUCGGCCAACAACUGUGCCUACCACCACAUCGACUGUAAAACUUCCAACUGCAGUUUUAUCAACAUCAGCAAAGGCUAAAGCUAGGGCUAAGAAAGAGGCAGAUCAGAAAGCCAAUGCUGAAAAGUCAUCUGUAGCAGAGCCUUCCUCUGUUGGUCUGAAUGUUGGGAAAGGAAAAUCUAGCGAGAAGGAUGGGGACUCAAUGCAGGUUGAUAGCCCACCAGAAAAGAAGGCGGAGCCUGAGCCAUCUUUUGAAAUAUUGACCAACCCUGCCAGGGUAGUCCCUGCUCAGGAGAAAUUCAUUAAAUUUCUGGAAGAAAGCAGAUAUGUUCCUGUAAAAUCGGCACCUACAGGGUUUGUUCUUUUGAGAGAUUUACGUCCAACUGAAACUGAGGUGCUCUCACUUACCGACACACCCUCAUCUACGGCGUCACCUGCUAGCGGAUCAGCAACAGCACAGCAGGGUUCAGCCUCAGCAAUGGCUGUUGAAGAAGAGCCUCAGCCACCUCAGCCUUUUGAAUACACCACAUGAUUUUGGUGGUGGUAUCAUUUCAUCAUUUGGGUAGCAACUGUUUCAUGCUGUUUCCUGAGAAAUUGGAGUCACUCUGGCAUGUAGAAAGAUUGGAAUUGAUGCGAGCAAUUACUCUCCCCUGUUAUGAUGUAUAACCAUGGCCAAUUUCAGGUGAGCUUGCAGGCAUUUAGGUUUUUUUAUGAUGCUUCCACUGAUGUGAUCUCAUCUCACUCUCAGUCGGAGUGGUCUGUCAACUGGUAUUUCCAAUUUUAAUGUAUUAAGCUAAAGCAUAGAGUAUAGGGGUGAACUCUGCAGUUCGUUCUUGAGAUACAAUGCAUCCUUUUCUGGCCCUUCCUCGCCUGCUCCUGAAACUGAUUAUUUUUUAUGUGAUCUGGUCACUUGACAACUCCGUGGAUGCUUUAUUAUGAGACUACCAGCCGUGUGCCUUCUGCACCAGUCCUCGUGCUUUUAGCGGGAAAGGUUAAAUGCACUCGGUUCUUUCUGAAUUUGAGGACUCGCUGUUUCUUUUUAAUUUUAGAGUUUGGAAUGAUAUGUGAUUUACUCAUCCAUUGUAUUUUUAUGUUGUUUUUGGGCUCAUUUUCAGACAAAAUCUUUGGAUGCAGUUGCAUGUACUCUCUUUAGUCAAAUCUGGGUUGAUUGGUUUU
Messenger RNA from Malania oleifera, 3996 nucleotides. RefSeq names its product 26S proteasome non-ATPase regulatory subunit 1 homolog A. Gene Ontology annotation, molecular function: enzyme regulator activity. The record is from RefSeq and is a predicted model, not a curated record. Gene Ontology annotation, biological process: proteasome-mediated ubiquitin-dependent protein catabolic process; regulation of protein catabolic process. Lineage: Eukaryota; Viridiplantae; Streptophyta; Magnoliopsida; Santalales; Ximeniaceae. Gene Ontology annotation, cellular component: proteasome complex; nucleus; proteasome regulatory particle, base subcomplex. Bases 341 to 3352 code for a protein of 1003 amino acids. The transcript is spliced from 13 exons.